AUGUAAGGUGUUUCUAUAUUUGAUGAUGAUAAAUCAGCUUUAGAUAAAAUGCAAAACUCUUUUAAGAAUCUACUUUUUGAAAUCAUCUACUAUUUAAUUUCUGGAGAGAACUUCCCGCUUUUUCUUUACAUCAUUUUUGUUUUGAUUGAGAGUUUUCAAGUAUUUUACUUUGCUUUUAGUGAUGAAGUAUAUAUAUUUAGAUGAAUAUGAUAGUUUUUAUCAUUAUGGAAGGUGAAAACAUGGUCAGAGUCAUUUUAAUCAUUUUUUGGUUUCUUUAUGAUUUCACCAUACCUGAAGAAUGUGGAAUUUCAAAACUUUAUAUUAGUGCUUUAUAUCAUAAUGGGUUUCUUCUUAUUGUUGAUAAUUUUAAUUAUUUUUAUUGCACUAAAAGCAUAAACUACAUCAGUGAGUAAGUUGAGUGGACCUUUAGUGGUUUUAAAAAUAUUUUUUGAAGUACUCAAUUACAUUUUCUUUAUGCCAGCAUUGCAUCUAUUUUUAACAAUAUUUUAUUGUGAUUCAUCAACAGGCUUUCAUAGAUAUUAUUCAGAUUAAGAAUGUUAUACCGGAAAUUACUUGCUCCAUGCAUUUUUAUCUGCUAUUGCAGCAUUCAUUUUAAUUUGUAUUAGUGGAUUAGUUACAAUGACAUUUUAUGAAUCAAGAUUUUAACCAAAUAAUCCACUUUGUAAGAUAUCUGGUAGAGAUGAUAUGAAGUUUUUAAUUUUUAAAAUAAUUUUAGUAUUAUGUUUUACCUUACUCAAUGUAAAUGAACUAAGAAUCCUAGUAGUUAUUAUAAUUACUUUAUUUGCUGUCAUAUAAUUCUUUUCUUUUAAUAAAUCAAGUGUCUAUUUAAAUUACUAUUAUUCAAAAGUAUUGAAUUCACAACAUGCCGUAAUUAUGUGGACAAUUUGUAUGAUAAUUUUUGGAAUUAUUGUUGAAGAAACUUAUUAUGAAGGUGCUCCUUAUUUAUGGGUUUUUGGUAGUCCACUAUUACUAUUGAUUGUAAUGUUAAGGAAAGAGUAUAGAUAUGAUAUAAUGAUGAUUGAUUCAAAUAAAUUUGAUUCACUUAAUUAAGCAAUAUAAUAAUUAUAGUAUUUAACUAAAUUUUUGAAUUAUUAUCAUACAGAUAGAAAUAUAGCUACCUUAUUGGAUGGUUUUGUUGAGUAUCAUAGAACAAUUUGUAAAAGAGAAGAUUGUCCUUGUUAAGCAAAGAAUAUGGGGAAUAAAAAAAUAGCAAAAUUUUAGAAAAAUUUUAAAUUAUAGAAUUAAGAUGAUGAAAUAAAAGAAUAGUAUGUAGUUUUAGUUUAUAUAAUUGAAAGAAUAUUUACUUUAUCAUUGACUAGAUUUCCUAAUUGUACAGAAUUAAGAAUAUCUCAUUCUUUAUUUUUAAUGGAGAAAAUGUAAUCAAAUUAAUAAGCAUUAUAAGAAUUAGUAGCAGCAGAAUAAGAAAAGCCAUAUGUUGAUGAAUAAUUUAUAAUUUACAGAUUGAAAAAGUUAAUAGAAGAGUAGAUGUUUGAAAAUUCAAAAUCUUCAAGAAAUCCAGCUGCAGGAAUAGAUGCAGUGAAUGAAUUAACAACGGAGAAUAAUUUGAGGGAAAUAAGAGCAUAGAUAGAAAAGUCAGCUUCAUAACAUAUAGAAUUUUGGUCUUAAUUAAGUGAAGAUACUCCAGAUUUAGGAAAGUUAUAUGAUGUUGGAACAAGAAUGAUGUAUAUAGAUAAGAUGUUAGAGGAAUCAUGGAAACGAAUAAUAAAAAUGAAUUUAGAUGUUCCACCAAAUUUGAUGAUGAUUUAUUCUAGAUAUUUAGUAGAUAUUCUUUAAGAUAAAGAAUCAGCUGAAGAAGUAUUGGAAAGAUUAAAGAAUUUUUAUUCUGUAAAUAUGGAUAGAGGUAAAAUUACAAAUAAUAUCAAUGAUUUUCCUAAUGAAUCUACUGCUUUAAUGAGUAUUUCAGCAGAAGAUGUUACUUUUGGAAGAAUCAUUGGAUUGAAUAUGUCAGCAUCUAAAAUGUUUGGAUAUUCAAAGAGUGAAUUGAUUAAUAGAAAAGUUAAUAUUUUAAUGCCAAAUGUAUUUGCUCAAUCACAUGAUUAAUUUAUGGAAACAUAUUUAUAAACUUAUGAAAGUAGAAUUAUGAAUAGAGAAAGAAUGAUUAUUGGAAAAUCUAAGAAUGGAUAUAUCUUUCCAUUUUUUAUAUAUGUAAGAUAUGUUCCAUCAUUUAUUCAUGGAGCUUAGUUCUUCGGAGCUAUGAGAUAAGAAAAGGUUUUUAAAAAUGUUGCUUUUAUGAUUGUAAAUGGAUCAACUUAAGAGAUUGAGAAUAUUUCUGCUACUUUUAUUACUAUGUUUCAUAUAGAUUUAAAUUAUAUAACAAAAAAGAAAACUAAAGUCACAGAUUUAAUACCCAAUUUCUAAGAAAAUAUCACUGAAUAUUUAAAUAAAUCAGGAGCAGAAGCUGAUAUCAAUUUUAAAAAUAGAGAUUAAUCCGUUUAAGGUAAGUUUAAUAUAACUGCUGGAGAGAUUAUGUUUAGAGAUUCUAAAUUAUAAGGUUAUAUAGUAAAGAUUGAAAAUAAUAAAUCAGAUAAAUCCUUUCUUAAUCCUAAUGAAUAAUCAUAAUAAAAGAAAUAAUAAUCAUUAACUAAAUUCUAUUUUUAAUUUGAUUAAACUUAACAUAUAUAUAUUGGAGAAUAUUCAGGAGAUUAGAAUUUCUAAAUGUCUGCAAUAUCAAGUGUCAAAUAAGAUGAGACUUUUGAUUAUUCAUAGAGAGAACCCUUAAAAGAGGAUGAAAAGACACCAUCUUCAAAUGUAGGAGAAAAGGAUGAUAAAGUAGAUUUAGCUUUGGGUAUUAGAACAAUGAAAUAUAUUAAUGGGUAAUUAUUCGAUAUUGAUGAAUUUAAAAAUUAGGAUUCAGAUGAGGAAGAAGAUAAUGAUCCUAAAAAGGGUGGAGGAAAUGCAGGAAUGUAAUAGAUUUAAAAAGAAGAUGAUGAAGAAGAAGCAGAAGGAGGUCAUGCUAAUAUUUAUAAAUCUAGAAGAACAUUUGUGUAGUUCUUGUAAGAAAGUAGAAGUGUUAAUCAAAAUAGUAUGAUUUGUUUUAAAUGGAGUGCUGCUAUUCUAAUUAUAUGUUUAGGAAUAUUAGGACUUCUGGAUUAUGUGUUGACAUAAUCCUUAUUUUCAGAUAUUUAAUAAGGUUAUAUCAUGAUGUAGGAUUCUAACAUAAGAAUUGCAUUAGGUUAAAGAAUUCAAUGGCAAAUUAUGGAAUUGUGUAGAUUAAAUAAAAUUAAUGUUUUAGAAACAGAUGAAAAGGUUAAAACCUUAUUGACAAAUAUGAAUACUACUAUAAGUGAUUUAAAGGAAAUACAAUCUAAAAUUUAAUCAUCUACAGAUGUUUCAGGCAGAUAAGAGGAAUUGAUGACCACUAAUACUAUUAAAAUGAUUAGUAAAGAUAGUAGUGGAUCUGAAAGCAAUCAAUUAGUUGAUAUUAAUCAAGGAACUUCUUAAAUCAUAUCUAAAGCUUUUGAAAUUAUGAACUUUAAUAUCAAAGAAUUUAACCCUGAUUCUGAUUCGAUCUUUUUCAUUAGAUAUAAUUUGUUAAAUGAUUAUUAUCAAGCAACUUUGGAAAGCGCAGAUCUUUAUACCAAUCAAUUAAUUAAUUUAGCUUAUGAUUCUGAUGUGUUGCUUAUACUACUUAUUGUCGCUUGUGUAUUCACAGUGAUAUCUAUACCAUGGAUUGCUUGUGCUUUUAAUCUAGUCUCGUAGAACUAAGAAGAAGUUAUUAAACUAUUCUUGGAGAUUCCCUUAGCUAAAGUAAAAUAGUUAUUUGCAAAAUGUGAAGCAUUUUCAAAUACUCUUUAAAUAGGAGAAGACGAGGAUGGAAAUUAAGAGAAUGAUUUAUCAUUUGAAGAAAAUGAAGAAGGUGAAGGAGCGGUUGAAGAAUUUGGAAGAAGAAAAAAAAGAAAGAAGUAUAAAUAUGAUUCCAAAGACAAACGUAAUUUCUAUAUAAAGUUCAUAAUUUCAAUGGGAUUGCUAAUAGCUUACUUUAUUGCUCAUUAUCUUAUUGGUGCUAAUUUAUAAGGUUCCAUGUAAUAACUCAUAUAGGAGAUGAAUGCUACUUCACUUGCAGUUCCUUCAAUAACCUUUGCUAAUAAUGUUUUUAGAUAAAUGUUAUGGGAUCCAACCUUUCCUGUUAAAAAUAAUGUUUCAAAAACUAUUAGUGCAGAUUUUGUGAAAGAUUUAUACAAUUUGAACACUAAUAUGCAAAAAGAUCAUUCAUUAAAUUUAGGAUUUCACAAUUAUAUUUACAAUGACUAUUUUGAUUCAAUUAUGAAAGCAGGAGCAUGUGCUUAAGUUAUUUAAGUUGCUUCUGUAGAUUUAGCUACAUGUUAAGCAUUUGUAAAAGGAAUCGUUGAUGAAUCAUUAGCUUUAGCUCUUUCUAGACAUUUUGAAAAUCUUAGAUAUUUAUUAACUGUCUAUGAUUCGCUCCUUAAUGAUUCUUCCUCUACCACAAUUGCAGGAACUCUUUACAAUUUCACAGAGAAUCUAUAAACUAACAAAAUUUUAUCACUCAUGUAUACAGAUAUAGCUGCUAUUGAAAUUAGUAAAUUAUUUAUGAUUAAAUAGAUUAAAUGUAGGAUAUUUACAUAAGAUCAAUCUUUUCAUAAUUGCUUACUACUUUUAAUUAAAGUCUGCAAAAAGAUGUUGAUACCAAUAUAACUACAACUGUUACUAUUUUUAUUGUUUUCUUAGUUGUCUUGGUUCUUGUUUAUUUGCUAUUCUGGUGGCCUAUUGCUAACAAAAUUAAUAAUGAAGUAAAUUUUAUAUAUAUUCAUCUCAUUUUUUAGAUCAGAAGGACAACUUUACUAUUAUCAAUGAUACCUUUAAAUCUUAUCCAACGUAUCAAAGCCAUCAGAGAAUAUUUAAAUAGGAUACAUAAGGUCGAUUAAUGA
This is a messenger RNA of Paramecium sonneborni, 4928 nucleotides long. The record is from the annotation of a GenBank genome assembly. NCBI's taxonomy places the organism in Eukaryota, Ciliophora, Oligohymenophorea, Peniculida, Parameciidae.